Molecule: messenger RNA, 636 nt
Organism: Lasiodiplodia theobromae
Lineage: Eukaryota; Fungi; Ascomycota; Dothideomycetes; Botryosphaeriales; Botryosphaeriaceae
Product: DNA directed RNA polymerase ii
Exons: 2
Coding region: 1-636 (211 amino acids)
Biological process (GO): DNA-templated transcription; transcription initiation at RNA polymerase II promoter; transcription-coupled nucleotide-excision repair
Cellular component (GO): RNA polymerase II, core complex
Molecular function (GO): DNA-directed RNA polymerase activity
Source: RefSeq, a predicted model, not a curated record
AUGGCCGACUACGCCAGCCCCGCGCCGUCCGACGGCGGCAACACCGAGCCCAAGAAGAUCACCUUCAGGUUCUGUGCCGACUGCUCGAACUUGCUCUACCCCAGGGAGAACCCGGAAGACCGCAACUCGCUCCAGUUCGCGUGCCGCACCUGCAACUACUACACGGACGCCGACACGUCGUGCAUCUACCGCAAUGAAAUGAGCAACACCGCUGCCGAGACCGCCGGCGUGACGAGUGACCUGGGCCAGGACCCGACGGUUAGUAAUGCUGCUGUUCACACUGGCGCGCCCCCGCAUCACCACUCCGGCAACAUGAACCCCUACAUGGACGUGGAGGAUAUGGACAUGAACGUGAUGGACGACGUGCCGUCCUUCUGCACCAUGUGCGGCCAAGAGAUCUUCUGCGAGAUCUGCGGCCAGGAAACCAAGGACGCCGGCCUGUUCAUAGAAGCCGACGACGAAGAUCCCCACCACGCCCUUCAUGCAAACCGCCCGAAAGAGAUCCCGCUCGGCCCGGCCGACGAAUACGAUUUCGACGAGGACAAUGAUGCGGACAUGAUGGACCACGACCACCACGUCAACGGACAGUCGCACAUGACAGAGCGGAACGGCACGCAGCAAGAGCAGGAGUCCUGA